Etheostoma spectabile (orangethroat darter) is the source of this 2870-nucleotide messenger RNA. RefSeq lists its product as uncharacterized. The record is from RefSeq and is a predicted model, not a curated record. The transcript is spliced from 5 exons. NCBI's taxonomy places the organism in Eukaryota, Metazoa, Chordata, Actinopteri, Perciformes, Percidae. Gene Ontology annotation, biological process: generation of catalytic spliceosome for second transesterification step. Bases 121 to 1056 code for a protein of 311 amino acids.
GACGUUGGGAGUUGCUCUUGCGGUAUGUUAGCAUCACAUGACUGCUACCAUGGGUCACGUGACAUUGUUUUGGAUUAGCCGUUGUUUGCCGCAGACUCUGGAGUAGUAGUAACGUUUGAAAUGGCAAGAAACGAAGAGAAACAACAAGGGAAAUUGAACAGACUAUGGCUUCAGAAAGAGAGAGAGGAGGGACGCCUCAAAGAUGUCCACGAGCGGAGACCCAAGCUGUCUACUCUUAAUUCAACUUCCUCUGUGAAAAAGUGGAUCCCCGGCAUCAAGAAGGAAAUAGAGUAUUAUUUGCAACAAUCCCAGCUGUCUCAUUACCCAGAGAGGAAGAUAGCCGAGUUCCAGCUGCACAUCGAGGCUUUAGAAAACGAGUACAAACGCUUCAUUGCCAAACUACGAGUUCUGGACCCCACCUGCAAACAUAAGCCAUGGACUCCUCGAGCAUACUGCAAACGAAGAGCGGAGACACAGGACUCUCCAAGUAUCGUUAAGAACCCUCGGACCUGCGAGUCAUAUGAUGGUAGCAGUCAGUUGAGUGGAGGUGAGAGCGACUUGGCCCGCAGUAGGACAGGAUGUCACAAAACCUCAGCCCCUGAGAGACGUUCAGCGACCAGCUGUCCCACCCCUGUCCCCACCAAGCCAAACUCCGAAACCUCAGGGGCCGUCUGUGCUGACCAGGACCAGCCCCUCUCCUUCGACCAUACAAGGCUGGCGGUGAGCACUGCUGCGUUCAGAGGAGCGUCAUUUCAGCGAGGCUCCUCUGAAACACAGAGCCUAGCCAGAGUGCUGCAGUCUGGCCUGCCAAACCUCGUCAACGCUUCGUUAAGGCAAACAUAUUCAACCCAGAGCAGAGACGCACAGAAUGAUAGCGGUGCAACCACGGGAUCUGUUGUUGGACAGAAAAGUGCCGUCCGAGACUUUAAGUCAGACUGUGAAGCAGAAGAAAGGAUACCUGGGAAAUCCUCCAUACCUGGGACAACACAGGAGAGGACGGGUCAUGUACUGGGACUAGAUUGUUACUCUUCUUCUGAUGAAGAGUGCGACACGUAAUGAUCAUGACAUUUUACAAUGAAGAAUUUUAUGGAACAUCUUGAGUGCUCUGUUCAUUCAAAAGCUUCCUUUGGUGGCUCAUAUGCACAAAAAUCUAAGAUGUUGUGAUAGGUUGUAGCUAAAUUGAAUUGAAAAUGACUAGGACUACAUCACGCCGAUACCUAGACAUGUCAUUGGUAAACAGACAAUCUGAAUAUUAAAGCCCCGCUCACAGCACCUGCUGCGUAAGGGAAAAGGUAUGUUUGCAUGACGAGUAAUGUCAUUCAUUUCAGCAUUCUCUGUAAUUGUCAGGUAAUACUGAAUAUAGGUUAUCAGUCAUCAUGACCACAAGCAUCUCCAUUAUGCAACAGAAAGCAGAACGGCUGUGAGAAACCGACGUAAUAGACAGAUACUUGCUGACUCAGUGAUUCAUUUUAGUCUCAUUGCCUGAUUAUACUAACUGGAGAAGCAGUACUGAGCACGACCUGGUUAGACCCCCACAACGCCACCCUCCCACUAUAACCCACUCUGCAGAUGCUGCGAGGACCGCAUGACACUUCUGGGAAACAGGCACAGCAGCUGAGAGAGUGCAGACACCCUGCACAGUUUAUGGUUUAGUUUGACGUGGUUACCCUUUUAGUUGGAGCUCUGUAUGCACCCUGCAAGGCGGGUUUCCCUUUGUCUCUGCAGGAGCAUGGAGAAAGGAAAUGAAAGGACCGUGGACAGGGCAGAGGCCUCCAAGCUUCCUGUGCGUGUACCAAAAUACACACAAAACAAAGACUAAGUUAGACAAUACAGCAUAUCAGACUGGCUUAGCUUUACAAUUGAUGCAACUUAUAACAAAGCAGUUUAACAAAGUGUUAGGUAAAGUGUAGGCCCCCUGCUUUGCACUGCAGUAGGUCUGCACUAUUAAUAAUCAAAUUAACAGUAAAUAACUUAUUUUUUUUAAUUUAUUUUUAAAUGACUUUGAUUCUCAUUUAAUUUUACGAGCCGACUGCAUCAGAAACGCUACUGCUUUCUUCUGUGAGUGAAACAUAGACUGUUAACUGUAAAAUAGGUUAUAAAGCGCUGCAAUGCCCCCCCGCCCUUCUCUUCAUUGAGGCCUAUAUGGUUACGGGCUUGUGGUGAUGCGCAAUGUGCUAUAGGUGCCAAAAAAAAAUCUAUGUUUGGUACUACCCAUUUGUUUUUUUGUCACGGUUCAUGUGUGCAAUAAGCAUUACACUUUGUGAGAAAAAAAUAUUGUGAUAUCAAUUCUAAGCUAAAAAAUCGUGAUUCAUAUUUCCCCCCCCCCGAAUCGUGCAGGCCUAACUGCAAGGCUACUAAUUGCUGGCAAUGAAAUCCAUCUAUGAAGUCAAACGGAUUUCUUAAAAAAUCACCAAAGCCACCGUUAACGGUUGCAACCACAAUGAAGGAGCAGUGUGAUCGUUCUGCAUCCUAAGUACCAAACCUAUAAAGUGGCAGAAAGACCACAAUGGUAUUAACUCCUCACCGAGCAGAGAGGAAAGGGCUGUGUGCGUAACUUUCCUGUAAGUUCAUCUCUGAGGUAUUGCUUGGGGUUAAUUCUCACCCUCAGUGAAGUAUCGCUGUCUCUCGCUACCAGCUUCUCACAUGCAGGAAAGCCAAUGCAGAGACAUAUGGCCUUUUCAUGUGGCAGCAGCAUCUUCCCACCAAUAAUACGCUUUGUUCUACUGAAACUGCUGUAUCACUGUUUACGUACACACAGUGUCUCAUAAAGACUGCUACAACUUUAAUAAUAAUUAAUACUAAUGCACUUUUAAACGCGUUGAAUACCAAAGAUAAAUAUUCAGGACGUGGUUUAGAUGUGAAAAAGUGCA